AAAGAGGAACGGAACUGCAUGUCAUCCAUUGCAGGUGCUGGAUUUAUUUUCUGGAUCCUCAGGAUGACAUUGCUGAGAUAUAUGUUCAUUCAGCUCCUCUGGGCUUACUCUUCUCAGGCAGAAGUGCAACCUUGUGACUACCCACAGGUAGAAAAUAUUGAAUUAAGUGGCUAUUAUCAAAGCAACAGAGAACGAGCCUUUCCAGCAAAGACAGGGUCAUCAAUGUACUACAGGUGUGCCCAGGGUUAUGUAACUGCAACUGAGGAAAAUUGGGUUUUAAUCAGAUGUACAAGAGAUGGCUGGGAUCCUGCACCAAAAUGUAUAAAAACAUGUUCUUUCCCGCGUUUGGAAAAUGGUAGAAUCAACUAUAGCUCUUGGAGAAAAUUCAAAGAAGGUGAAACAACUUCAUAUUCAUGUUACCAGGGCUAUAGCCCUGAAAAUGAGCAAGACAGGAUUACAUGCACUAAGAAUGGCUUGUCGCCUACUCCAAGAUGUAUCCUUGACCCAACCUGUCAUGCAGAUCAUUUGGAAAAUGGCAGAUUCCUCGGAAACUAUUGGAGAACAUCAUACAAAAUAAAUGAAAGAAUGACCUAUUCAUGUAAUUCAGAGAACGACCGUGAGAAUCAGCAACGCACUGUUACAUGCACCAAGAAUGGUUGGUGGCCUACUCCAAGAUGUAUCCCUGACAACACAUGUAAAAAAGUAGAGAUAACUCAUGGUUAUUUCACUGAAAAGAAGGACAUAUUUAAUUUAAAUGAAGAAACAACCUAUAGAUGUGUCAUUGGUUACACAACUCCAGAUGGAAAUGAAACAGGAAAUACACGGUGCAUUCAUACACGCUGGAGCCCUUCCCCAGGAUGUAACAAGACAUGUACAAGACCAAAUUUAGAGAAUAUUCUUCUCAAAACAAAUAAAACAGUAUUUUCACUUGGACAUGAUUUGAUUUACGAGUGUGUAGUUGGAUACCAAACUAUACAUAAAAUCACAAUUGAUUACACAGUGUGUGGCAGAAAUGGAUGGAUUCCAGAGCCCCAGUGUCUUGCAAUAGAAUGUGAAAUGCUGACAUUGCCUAAUGGAGAGAUGUCACCCAGGAAGGGUAAAUAUCAUAAUGGAGAUGUGGUAACAUUUUCCUGUGCAAAAGGGUACACCAGAGUAGGACCUGACAGUGCUCAAUGCUACUAUUUUGGAUGGUCCCCUGCACCUCCAUUAUGUAAAGAUGAAUUAAGAUUUUGUGAGCAACCACCAGCCAUUCACAAUGGCAGUAUCAUCAGUGAAUGUCAGCAGCAAUAUCCACAUGGUAGCACAAUGGAAUACCGAUGUAACCACAGAUUUAAAAUGAUCGGAUCAAGCAAAAUAGAAUGCAUUGAUGGAGCAUGGUCCCCUUUACCUUCUUGCACUGAGGCUAAAAAAAAAUGCCCACCUCCGCCUCAGGUUCCUGGUGCAUUGAAGGUAACAGAGAUGAGAAACUAUGAGAGUGGUGAAGAAAUACCUUUCCAGUGUUUGGAAAAUUUUGAAGCUUCUGCUGAAGUGGACAAAAUCAUGUGUAAAGAUGGGAAGUGGCAGUCACCACCACGCUGCAUUGAAAAAUAUGUUUGUCGCUCACCACGCCCCUUGGAAAAUGGUAAGCUCAGACAAGAGCAUCAGAAUCUAGGAAUGGAGCAAUCAGGACCAAUAACUUAUCCAGAUGGUGCUGUAUUAGAGUACACUUGUAAUACUGGCUUUGUGUUAAAUGGAAGAUCAGAGAUUACUUGUAAUAUGGGAACAUGGACUGCAGCCCCAACUUGUGAUGAAAUGCCAUGCGGAAAAGUUCCAAGUGUUCUCCAUAGUCUCCCAAGGCGUGGAGAAAAGAAUCAUUAUGAGGCUGGUAUAACAGUACGUUAUGAAUGCAAACGAGGUUUUAAGAUUCAUGGAGAACAGAACAUCAUAUGUCAGGCAGGAAAUUGGACUAAGCCACCUACAUGUGAAGAAUUUUUUGGAAAGUGUGGGCCCCCACCUGCUAUUGAAAAUGGAGAUAUCACUUCCUUUCCAUUGAAACAGUAUGAACAAGACUCAAGAGUGGAAUACAAAUGCCAACAUCUAUAUGUCAUGGAGGGGUCUCAAUUUGCUACAUGCAAUGUAGGGGAAUGGACAGAGCCUCCAACUUGCAUAGAGCCCUGUACAGUAUCUGAAGAGGAUUUGGAGAAAAACAAUAUUAAGCUGAAAUGGACUCCAGUAGGGAAAUUAUAUUCUGCAUCUGGAGAUUUUAUAGAAUUUGUUUGCAAAGAGGGAUAUGUGAAGGAUCCAACAUCUCCUCCUUUUAGAGUACAGUGCCUAAAGGGGAAAUUGUCAUAUCCUCAGUGUAGGCUCUGAGCAGGUACUUCAGAAUGAAUGAAGAGAAGCAUCUACGAGCUCAUUUGAAUUUUGGAUCUGAAUCCAUUGACCAGCUAUUUGAAAUGUGCCCAUCUUACAUCCUUCCUCAUGAUGGCAGCCAAGAGUUUCUUCUGAACUGAUAUAUGUAUUUACUUU
Alligator sinensis (Chinese alligator) is the source of this 2505-nucleotide messenger RNA. RefSeq names its product complement factor H-like. The transcript has 14 exons. The record is from RefSeq and is a predicted model, not a curated record. NCBI's taxonomy places the organism in Eukaryota, Metazoa, Chordata, Crocodylia, Alligatoridae. The coding region runs from base 19 to 2349 and encodes 776 amino acids.